UCGUUAGGCAAUUAAUUGCGAGAAAAGUGAAUAUCUGGAUUGUUUUGGUGAUGGCAAGAAAAGGGAUGCUUCUUGAUUUCGUGUUUGGUUUAGAAUCCUCUUAAAGCUCCGAUUUUUUCCUUGUCGGGUUUGCUUGUUUGACUCUGAAGCUGAGCCGAUUUUAAGGGCUGUCCUUUCUGGGGUAGUCCCUUUUCUGGAGAAGCGAAUUGAGAUAUGAACAAAGGGCGGCCACCGGAGCCUCUUGAUUUCUUCAUUUGGACUGUUGAGGAUGUUGGUUUGUGGUUGGAAGAGAUAAAUUUGGGUGGCUACCGUCAAGUUUUUAAGGAAAAUGGUGUCAACGGAGAAUAUCUUGAGAGCAUGUCUAUGUUCACGACUGAACAGAUCCUCCGCUUUAUUAGGCGGUGCCACAUGAAAUGGGGCGACUUCAUCACAUUAUGUAAAGAACUUCGUCGGAUUAAGGUGGCAUGUCUAAAAGGGGAGCAGAAGGUGCGCCGGCCAUGGUGGGCUCCUUCUUGCCUUUCAGUUUUCUUUGUCAGGGUGGCGAAACGGAAUCGGCAGUCUCGGGUUGUUUCACUUAAGCUGGAACCGUGAUGCAGGAUCAUAUGGCUACUAUAUACGUACCUUUUUUCUUUUCCCUUUUUCAGGUAAAGAUCAAACAAGUAGGGAUCAAGCUGUCAAGUUUUUUUCCAUAAGUUCUUCCUCCAAGAACUGUCCCCUAGGUAGAACCUGCUUUAUCCCUUUCCUUGCUGUCGUUCCUGUAAUUGUCUCACUCUAGUCUGUGAUAAAAAAGGAUGUAAUGUCACAUAAACAUACAGCCUCGCUUUUGAGUGAGUUGUGGAUAAAUUUGCCCUCAAAAUGGCUCUCUGCUGGUGCUA
This is a messenger RNA of Syzygium oleosum, 875 nucleotides long. RefSeq lists its product as uncharacterized. The transcript has 4 exons. Bases 214 to 591 code for a protein of 125 amino acids. The record is from RefSeq and is a predicted model, not a curated record. Gene Ontology annotation, molecular function: protein binding. NCBI's taxonomy places the organism in Eukaryota, Viridiplantae, Streptophyta, Magnoliopsida, Myrtales, Myrtaceae.